CGACCGACCCAAUGUCCCGGUAUCUCUAGCCGGAAGCGCCUUGGUCUGGAUUCUUAAGCAGACGCAUCUGCCCUCGCUCAACUAGCGGUCAAAAACCUACAGGGAGACGAGCAGAGCUUACAUCUAGUGCUUAAGCACUCGUGUCGUUGCUGUAGGAAAGGAUCUGACACCGUUCAGACUCAUGGUCGAACUCGGAUUCCGGGCUUCAGGCUCCGGCCCCAUCCUCCAGAUAUGGCCGAUGGCUGGUGAGCGUACAAUAGCUCUUCACCUCCACAAUCUCACACCGCCCAAAAUGCCAAUUUCCCGGCAUCUCCCUACAUCGACCGUCAAUGAGAUUGUCCGCGACUUGGGCAUAACUCUUCCCCCAUACGGCCCAGCCUUGUUGGCUGAGAAAAUGUUGUGGGAUCUGGAGUACAACAACGUCUACGAGGACAUCUGGCGCGGACAGCAGCUUCCGUUCAUCAAGGAAUCUGUUAAGCGGGAUGACCCACUGAACCGCGUCAAUGUCCGAGUCCCAGAAAAGACCUGGGUUUUCAGUGACAUGCCUUCUGUCAUGGAGGAGAUCUUGAGGAUAGUGAAGGUCCGCCCCUUCAUUCGAAGGGAAUAUGAGGUUGCUCUGUCCGAUAUCUUGGGGGCCAUGGAAACAGGUAGUAUGGCCAUACCCGUUCGAGUUGAGAAGGGUGAAGAGAGUAAGGCGGAGAAGGAAGAGCGAGACGAAGAAGAGGAAGAUGGCGGGGGGCCGAGCGGAGGAGUGGAGGGGGAGGUGGAGGAAGGGCAAGAUGGAGAAGGGCCAGAGGGGGAGAAGGAAGAGCAAGAUGAUGAAGAGCGUGAUGAAGAAGGGCACAUGGACGAAGCUGACGCCUCACUGGAACAGUAUGUUAAUCCAUUUCAUGGGAAGGAGGACUUGGAGUCACGGCUGGCGGGUUUCAUGAUCCUCGGUCACCCUGGCAUAGGGAAAACUAUUUUUCUCUACUACAUCCUUCUUUUACGCUUACAAGCAAAGCAACCAACGAUAUUGGUCACACGACCUAAUUCGGUCACCCUCUUCCUCGAGCAGGGCGUGUUUUCUGUGGCGAUCGAGCAUUUCACCAUUAUCUCCAAACUUAUCCCGGCCUCUGCAUGGUGUCUAGUGGACUCUAGUGACGAGUUAAAAGCCCCCCCCCCCUUUUCUAUCAUCCAGUCUUCAUUCUUCAUUGUCCAAGUGACAUCUGCAAGAUAUAGUCGCAUUGCCUGGAGGAAGAGGACAAUGGAUGUUCACCAAUACUACAUGAAGCCGUUUACGUUAUCUGAACUCAUAGUCGGACGGAAUCGAAAACUCAGACCCUCUGACUCUAUUACUGAAUCCAUGUUGCAAGCUUAUUACAAGGAUUAUACACCAUCCGCACGGACGGCAUAUCAGUAUGCCAACCAUCCCGGCCAUUAUUAUACAAUGGUCAAGGAAAUCGUCCGUCAAAUGAGUUUUGAUUGCCUGAAAAAGCUUGUUGACGGUUUCAGUGACGUGGAUAUUUUGGAUGAGAACACAUCCCACAACAUUGUUACCAUCACAGUCGCCGUUGGAGGUGAACGGAGCGAACCCAGAGUGGAGAUCCCUAGUCGUCACCUUGGCACACUUCUCGUUAAACACCUUAUGGUGUCUGCUGUCCGCUCUGCAGCAUCAUUGUAUUAUAUGUUUACACAGAUCCCAUUCCUCCGGUCAGCAGGGGGGUAUGUUCUCGAUAUUGCUAUGCAUGAAGUUCUCCUCCAUCGCUCCCAUUGGCGGGUCAAAGUACUCACCGCGAAGCCACCGACUGGACAACGAAGAAACUGGCACUGGACGCUAGAUGCAGGUGCUUCCUCUGGUACACUUUGUUUUCCGCGGAGCGGUGGUGUGGAUUUCAUGGAUAGGGAUGCAACUGAGGAAGAACAAGCGGAGAUAUCAGGGCUCACACUGAGAUACCUCCCAAAGCGAGGGGAUGCGGCCCGUGAAUUGGUCGAUGCCAGUCCAUCAUACUAUUUCCGUCCCUUGGACCCCAACGAGGCGACCUUCGACGCUGUGAUAUUCCUAAAGGAAAAGAAAAGGGCCGUGGUGUUUCAAGCAACCGUCAGCAAGAAGCACACAGCAAGUGCUCGAGGCUUCGAAUAUCUCAAGGGUGUGGGGGUUGAGGAGUUGUGGUACAUUACAGUCGUGCCUCCUGGUACGAGUACCACUAUCCCGGUGGCAAAGAAAUGGAAGGAAAAGACAACGAAGGUGUUACAGCUGGAAAUAUCCGACCGUGAUAUUGCUGAAUUGGGGUUGGAUAAACCUAAAUCUAGUGAGCAGUCUGGGUCGGGUUCGGGUCAGAAAACGCUGACCUGACCCGUAUAAACCCGGUAUCUGUGACAUCACCGGGGGUAACUGCCGGGUCACCCGACCCGGAAUAGGUAGAUUAUAUUUUUGGUCGACUCCGCUAAUACAAGCUCAGGUAAACAAUUUAAAGUGUAGCAGUAGUAUGGUUACAUAAUGUCUGGAACCAUUCCGAACUUGUUUUUCUCAUUUUUAGACGAACUGUCGCGAGAGGGCCGAGUGCUUCCAUUUCUUUGCUGUGGAAAGAUGUGUCCGAUUCCGAGUUUUAUAUGUAAAUACAGGUAUACGAAUGCGAGUUGGUGUCAAACUGACCGAAAAACAU
Molecule: messenger RNA, 2645 nt
Organism: Desarmillaria tabescens
Lineage: Eukaryota; Fungi; Basidiomycota; Agaricomycetes; Agaricales; Physalacriaceae
Exons: 3
Coding region: 182-2335 (717 amino acids)
Source: RefSeq, a predicted model, not a curated record